AUGUCGGAGAAGCGUGAUGCCGAGCAGGUGUUGGAAGGUUCUGAAUCUGUAGAAGAUGCAACAGGAAGCGUCGGCGGCGAGAAUGCUUCAGCUAAUGUUGGAGCCGGUAAUGGAGCUGAAGUAGCUGAUGAUACAGCUAAUCAGGAAUCCAGUUCCACUGGGGGGGAUAGAGCUGACUAUGGUAACAGGGCUGUAAUGAAAAGGAUUGAUUCUAUAGAAACUACUGAUGGAGGAAAAGAUGACAUGUUUGUUGACUGCUCAGAGGAGUUAGCAAGUUCUGAUAAUAGGGAGGCGACUGGAUUUGCAAACCAGGAGCGGUCAGAUGGAAAGGAGGACAUGCAAGGAACCUUUGUUCAUGAGUCGGAGAAUGGGAUGAGAGUUGAUGAAUUGAUGGAUCAGCUGGUACACCUGAGGGCUAUGCUUGAGAAAACCAUUGGUGAGAAAGAAAGUUCUGUGCAGCAAUGCAAGGAAGAAAAGGAUGCCUUCAUAAAAGAACUCACUGAUCUUCUCUGUCAGCUCAAGGGUCUGAAUGCUCAACAGUCAUUGCUUAAUGAACAUCAUAGUAGUUUGACUGAAAGAAUUCAUAAAGCAGAUAUAGGAGAGGUGGUUGAAAGGAUAUCUUUCUCUGAUAAUCCACUGCAUGAGCUGAUAAAUGAAUGCUCCAGUUUUGUUGGAAGUGCGUUGGCUGAGCAUUCACAGAUUGAGGGAACAGUAGGAGAGCUCCAUUCAAUGCUAUCUAUGAAAGAUCAGGAAAUUGAAGAUCUUCAUGUGAAGUUUACUGAAUUGUCUAUGUCUCAAGAGGUUAUUGUUUCUUUCUUAAGUGGAGCUCAGGAAAGUUGGUGUGAUUCAUUUAAAGUGUUUCCAGAGGUUUUGGAUGAGCAACGACAUAUUGAGGCUACUGUGAACAGAGUAUUAUCUUCUCUUGCCAUGACAAUUAAUGAAGAAGAUUUGUUGGAUGACUCUAUUAUGGGGAAAAUGUCUUGUGUUGAGAAAAAAAUGUCUCUGCUAGUUGGGAAAUAUAACCAUAUCCUUUCUGAAAUUGAUAUACUCAAGCAGUGUUUAACCGAUCUCAAAGGAAAGGAGGCAGAGCUGACUCAAAAAAUAAGUCACUUGGAAGAUGAUAACAAGAAACUGCUGGAACAGCUUGAGAAAGGGAGAGAGAUGGCAGAGAUGGCUAAUGCAGAUGUUGAAAAGCUCAGAGUAGAACUUGAACAGGAGAAAGCAAGGUAUGCGAAUACCAAAGAAAAGCUUGGCAUGGCUGUAACAAAAGGAAAGGCAUUGGUUCAGCAGCGAGAUUCACUCAAACAGUCCCUGGCUGAGAAAACAAGUGAGCUUGAGAAAUGUCUGACUGAGUUACAGGAGAAGUCAAGUGCCCUUGAGGCUUCUGAAAUGAGGAGGGAAGAACUUGUUAGAACUGAAAAUUUGGCCAUGUCAUUGCAGGAAGCACUCUCUGAAAGGGACGUUAUUUUCACAAAAUGUGAAGAGAUUUUGUCUCAGAUCCCUGCACCACAAGAACUUUGGUCAGCAGAUAUACCAGAGAGAAUUAGAUGGUUGGUGGAUGAGAGAAAUACUUUGAUGGGUGUUACAGUGGAACUUAACAAAGUGGCAGAUGCCUUGUCUUUGAUGGAUUUACCUGAGACUGUUUCGUCUUCCAACUUGGAGUCCCAAGUAAGUUGGCUUGUGCAAUCAUUUUCACUGGCUGAGGGCCAAACCAAUGAACUGCAAGAUAAAAUUUCUAGGAUCACUGAAGCUGCCCAAAAUGGAAUAGAGCAUCUAACCACAUUGUUUAUAACAGAAACACAAGAGAAGCAUUACAUCAAAGAGGAGUUGGAAGAGCUAGCUCAGAAGUACAAAGAGCUUGAGGAGGAGGAGUAUCAAGCUUCACUGGAGAAGGAGCAGAUGGUUAACAUCCAAGGGAAGUUAGAAGAGCUAACCCAGAAGAACACAGAGCUAGUGGAAAAGGAGUAUCAGGCUUCACUGGAGAAGGAAAAGAUAGUUAACAUGCUCAUAGAGUUGUCUGGAGUUACAAUUGACUCUAAAGAAGAGGGAUAUCAACCUGCCUCUGAGGUAGAGAUGCUUAUUGACAGAUGUUUUAGUAAGGUCAAAGAACAGUGUAAUGCUUCCUCUAAAACUUCCAGUGUUGAACCAGAAAUGUUUGAAAAAAUCCAAACUCUGCUGUAUAUAAGUUAUGAGGAGCUGAUGUUAUGUGAGGAAUUAUUGGACGAGGAGAUAUUCAUUAGAUCAAAGGUGAAUAAUCUAUCAGAUGAGUUGAGAGCUGUAUCUCAAGAACUUCAAUUGGUGAAAGAUGAAAAAAGUGUGUUGGAGAAAGAUCUUGAACGUUCUGAGGAGAAAUCUGCUCUGGUGAGGGAAAAAUUAUCAAUGGCUGUUAAGAAAGGCAAGGGACUAGUUCAAGAGCGGGAGAACUUGAAGAAACUUAUUGAUGAAAAAUCAUCAGAAAUUGAAAAGUUAAAUCUUGAUUUACAGCAGCUAAAAACUGCACUUGGUGAUUGCAAGGAACAGAUUCAUAAAUUGUCUACUAAUGUGGAACUCAUCCCCAAGUUGGAGGCUGAUCUUGAAACCACAAAAGAUAGCAAGGAUCAACUGGAGGGGUUCUUAGCAGAGAGCAAUGGCAUGCUGCAGAAAGUGAUUGAAUCAAUUGACAGUAUUGUUCUUCCAGAUGGUUUAACUUUUAAUGAACCUGUAGAGAAGGCACAGUGGCUUGUAGGGCAUCUCAGUGAAUGUCAGGUAGCGAAAAACCUUGUGGAGCAGGAGGUAGAGAAACUAAGAGUGCAAGCCACUUCUCUUUCCAGUAAAUUAGCAGAAGCCUAUACUGCUAAAGAAGCAUCAGAAAAGGAACUUGCAAUUGCAGAGACUAAUGUUUCUAAACUACUUGAGGAAAAGAAGGAACUAGAAGUUGGUAAAACAUAUGUGGAACAAGAGCUACAGAAAGCACUGGAGGAAGCUACUUCCCAAGCCGACAAGUUUGCUGAAGUUUGUGAAACAAGAAGGUUGCUUGAGGAUGCCUUGUCACAAGGUGAGAAUAAGAUUUCCAUUCUUUUGAAUGAGAAAGAAGAUGCUCAAGCUAAUAGAAUUGCUGCAGAGACUGAGCUGGAAAAACUGAAGGAGGAAAUCACUGUUCAGAGUACCAAACUUGCAGAAGCCUACAGAACUAUAAAAUCACUUGAAGAUGCUCUAUUUCAAGUGGAGACAAAUGCUUCUUUGCUUGCUGAGGAAAAUAACAAUGCUCAAGUUGGUAGAACUAAUUUGGAGAAUGAAAUGAAGAAGCUGAAAGAAGAAGCUGAUUUACAGGCUAGCAAGCUUGCAGAUGCCAGCACAACAAUAAAGUCGCUGCAAGAUGCAUUGUUGAAGACACAGAAUAAUAUAUCUGAACUUGCCAAUGAAAAGAAAAAUGCUGAAGAGGAGAUUUCUACACUCAAUACCAAGUUAAAUGCAUGUGUGGAAGAGUUGGCUGGAACCAGUGGCAGAUUAGAAAGUAGUUCUGCAGAGCUCUCCAGUCACCUUAAGAAUCUUGAGCUGCUAUUGAGAGAUGAGACGCUAUUAUUUUCGCUCACACGGAGCUUUGAGACAAAAAUCGAGAGCCUCAAAGAUAUGGACCUCCUCUUAAAAGACAUAAAAGAUCAUUUCACUGAAAUAGGGUCAGAAACACUACAAAGUUACCCUAUCAAAAAGGAAAGUUCUUAUUUGUCAAAGUUUUCAGCUGGCCUAAACGACUUGGCUAAUAUUGGAAUGGGCAAUGGGGAUGGCAGAACAGAGGGAAAUGACAGUAUUGAGUCAUAUUUUAGACAAACAAUGGAAGCAUUUCGUUUUAGGGACAAGAUUCUUGCAGAUAAACUUGAAGGUUUCUCUACUUCCAUGGAUGAGUUCAUUGUAUCUAUUUUGACCAAAUUACAGGCAACAAGAGAUGUGGUAAUAGUUCAGGUUCAGCAAAUGAGGUCGUUGAAGCAAGAAGUAGGUAGUUUGGAAAUGGAUAGACAGGAACAGGAAAAUAGAAUAGCAGUUUUGGAAAAUGAUGUUACAGUUUUACUAUCUGCCUGUACUGGUGCUACUCAGGAGCUGGAGAAUGAAGUUAAGAACUAUCUAGUGGAACUGAACUUUAUGCCUGAGCUGGAGAAAUCCGGCAGCUUCUCUGAAGUGAGAGAAGUUGGCGUAGAUGCAGACCAGCAUAGGCUUGACAGCAGCAAAUAUUUUAAGAUCACAGACGACCUUUUUCUGGCUGCUAAGAAAGUUACUGCUCUUGCUAAAAAGUUUGGGGAUGUAAGAAAUGUGUUGGCCACUGAAAUCAAAGAUUUAGAGAUCAAAUUGGCAGAAACCAGAACAAUGCUGGAAUAUGCCACGGAAGAAAAAGACUUAAAUCAAAAUAGGGUUUUGAGGUUGGAGAGUAACUUGGAAGCAUUGCAAAACUCCUACCAAGAAAUGAAGUUCAAAUUAGAGGAUUAUCAGGCAAAAGAGGGUAAGUUGCAUGACAGAGAAGCAGAAAUUUCACUGUUGCAGAAUAGUUUAUUGACAAAAGAACGAGAGGAUGAAGACUCAUUUCUGUCACCAUCCCAACUGAAAUCCCUUUAUGAUAAGAUAAAUGGCAUUGAAGUUCCUUUUGCAGAGUUAAAAGUAGGAGAUACAGAGUUCCAGGAUUCAGACAUUGCAAAGAAGCUGUUCUACGUAAUUGAUGCUGUUGCUUUGAUGCGCGACCAGAUGAACUUAUUGUCUCAUAACAAUGAAGAGCUGCAUUCUACCCUUCUAAAACAAGUUCGUGAUUUUGAACGUCUCAAGGAGGAAUUUAAAGCACAGAAUAGAGAAAAGGAAGACUCUAACAAAAUGAAGAGUGAAUUAUUUGAAAUCAGAUUAGGCUUAGAAAAUCUUGUUUACAGGUUGCCUGGUAAUGAUUUUGCUGAAGAGCAAAAAUCUGCUGGUGUGAUGGAAGUAUUACCGGUGCUGGAAAAGCUGGUCACGUCCAUAAUUUUGGAUUGCGAAAAUUCAAAAUCUAAAGCACAGGAACUCAGUGUCCAGUUACUUGAAAGUCAGAAGGUUGUGGAGGAAUUAUCAACCAAGGUUAAACUGCUUGAAGAUUCUAAUAAAAAGAGUUCCCCUACACUGGAGGGUGUUCAGGAUAGAAGCAUGUUUGAAGCACCUCCUUUGCCUCCUCGUUCAGAGAUAACUGAAGUUGACGACGUGGGACCAAUUGGGAAGAAAGCAGUUGCUUCUGCCCCUUCUGCUGCUCAUGUGCGAACCCUACGUAAGGGAUCAAGUAACGACCACCUUGCAAUCAGUAUUGAUUCAGAGUCUGACCAUUUGGUCAAUAAAGAGGAAACAGAUGAAGAUAAAGGUCAUGUAUUUAAGUCUCUUAAUACAUCGGGUCUCAUUCCAAGACAUGGAAAGAUGAUCGCAGAUCGAAUUGAUGGAAUCUGGUAA
Thlaspi arvense is the source of this 5427-nucleotide messenger RNA. The record is from the annotation of a GenBank genome assembly. Lineage: Eukaryota; Viridiplantae; Streptophyta; Magnoliopsida; Brassicales; Brassicaceae.